AUGGCUCCUCCGCUCUUACAAUUCAUGUUCGCAUCAUUACCAGACCACUGUGAACCGACCUCUCCUUUUCUGACCGCUAUCUCCUCCCACCUCCACAUUUGCCUCCCCACUCCUCUCGCCCUAGUCUCCACUACACUUGGAACACUCAGUAUUGUCUCAUGGCUCUUUGCCCAGAUGCCCCAGAUCUAUAAGAACUACCAAGUGCAAUCAACAUCAGGGCUAUCUCUGUUUUUCCUGGUCAUUUGGUGUUUAGGGGAUGUCAGCAAUCUUCUCGGAGCACAUUUCACCCGACAGGCGGGGUGGCAAGUCGUGGUCGCCUGCUACUAUGUCUUUGUUGAUCUAACUCUCGUGAUCCAGUAUUUCUGGUACACACACUACAAAGCCCGCCGGUACGAGGGGUAUAACAACCUAUCUCACUUGUCUGACCCGGACGCCCGGUGUGGUGUUCUGCAGGGCGUGCCGUUAUCAGACGACAAUUCGACCUACCAGCGACCGGCACCGGUGGAUAUGACAAAGAAUACUGAUGCCAAGGACAUUGGUGACCAAAGCCAAUCAACGUCCCACUCUCCUGGGCAUUUAGCCUCAUAUUCUAACGAGAAGGUGACUUCUUCACGGCGCAUGGUGCGCAUUGGCACUAGUGCCAGUAGUCCGCCACUUGCCCUUCCACGAACCAUGCUCAUGGCCUCAUUGUUAUGUGCUGUCUUGGCAAAUGCUGCACCCACAGAAGCUCCCCCAUCUCACCCGCCCAUCAGCCACGUGUCUCGCGAGGUUAUUCUUGAGAUUGUGGGCCGCAUCUUUUCCUGGAUGUCCACUCUCCUCUAUCUGGGCUCGCGGCCACCUCAGCUCUACAAGAACUACCAGCGCAAGAGCACAGAAGGUCUCUCCCCGCUUCUGUUCAUGGCCGCCUUUUGCGGUAACCUAUUUUACUCCGCCUCGUUGGUCACAAACCCGAAUGCCUGGUCUGACAUGUCACCAUAUGGCGGCGGCGGAUGGGCCGACAGCCAUGGUAAUGAUCGCUGGGAGUGGAUCGGCCGUUCCGUCCCUUUCUUCCUGGGCGCAUUUGGUGUCCUUGGCUUAGACGGAUUUAUGGGAGUCCAGUUCCUCAUGUAUGGCUCCCCGGAUGAAGAAGAUGUCAGUAUCGAAGGCGACGACAGUGAUUCCAAACACGGCCAUACCCACUGGAAACGUGUACACGGCUGGAUGCGUGGCUGGAUUCCAUCUACUACACCUUAUGAGCGCGUUACUCCAGAGAGCCAGGCUCUUCUUGGCGCAGAGCAGGGCCGAUAUGGUACCGUCUAA
This is a messenger RNA of Penicillium taxi, 1299 nucleotides long. Its product is annotated as PQ-loop repeat-containing protein. Lineage: Eukaryota; Fungi; Ascomycota; Eurotiomycetes; Eurotiales; Aspergillaceae. The coding region runs from base 1 to 1299 and encodes 432 amino acids. The record is from RefSeq and is a predicted model, not a curated record. The transcript has a single exon.